GUACGGUCCCAUACUGAUAGUUCCCUUUCCAACAACAUCGGCACCCAGAGCGACAACUGUCCUUCAUCAUGAGCUUACACCGACCUUUCCACAAACUACUUUUCCACAAACUACCCACUCAUAUCCCUCCACACUCGACCACUUCGUUCCAUUCUUUCAUCAUUCGAGGUUCAAGUUAAAAACGAAGGGUUGGCGAAUAUCAAUCUGUUGCUCUUUAUAAUAGAACCGACAUCCAAUGACCCAUAUUUCAUUACAGCCCUUAUCCGUCUCCGCUAUAAAUACCGGAAACGGCAACAUUUCCGCUGCGUUCUGAUGGCCGACCUCCUCCGUCGUCGCUCGGCGGCGCUCUGGGUCGCCCGCCUCGCCGUGCUCCUCGCUGGCGCCGUCUCCGCCGCCGCCCUCGCUCGCACCUCCCUACCCUACUCUUUAGCUCUUCUUUCCUCCCUCCCCCGGGCCUGGUCCUCAUUCCGAUCAUGGCUCUCUCCUCCCUACCUCUUCGCUGCCAUCCACUUCAUUAUCAUCGUCAUUUGGAAGCUCUCUGAUAAGAAGCAGAGCAGCCGCGACGCCGAUCCCCAGUCCAAACCACGCGAUCUCCUCUCCCGUAAGCCCUCUGCGGAGCUAUGGACCGAGAUUCGAGCGGAUCCGCUGGAAUCCGACUCCAGAUCGCCGGAUCCGGUGGUGGAGCAAGAGAAAUCCUCUGAUGGAUCCUGCGUCACAGACGAAUCCCUGGAGAACGAGACGAUGGAUGCGACUUGGAAGGCCAUAAUGGAGGCGGCGGCGUCCCCGGCUCGGCCGCAGCUGAGGAAGAGCGAGACCUGGGAGCGUACUGACAGGGGCUCCGGCGACUGA
Molecule: messenger RNA, 849 nt
Organism: Dioscorea cayenensis subsp. rotundata (Guinea yam)
Lineage: Eukaryota; Viridiplantae; Streptophyta; Magnoliopsida; Dioscoreales; Dioscoreaceae
Exons: 1
Coding region: 313-849 (178 amino acids)
Source: RefSeq, a predicted model, not a curated record